Messenger RNA from Panthera uncia (snow leopard), 12218 nucleotides. RefSeq names its product small integral membrane protein 14 (gene SMIM14). Bases 5712 to 6011 code for a protein of 99 amino acids. The record is from RefSeq and is a predicted model, not a curated record. NCBI's taxonomy places the organism in Eukaryota, Metazoa, Chordata, Mammalia, Carnivora, Felidae. The transcript has 5 exons. Gene Ontology annotation, cellular component: endoplasmic reticulum.
UUUUUUUUUUUUUUAAAAUAGGAUGGUGCCUUGAUUCUCUUACUUCAGUAAUUCUUGAUGUUUGGGCCAGAGCAUGGCUACAUUCUACUUUAGAACUGUAGAAUUAAUCCCUGGGAGGAAUGGGUUCCAGGAAUCUGCAUUUUCAACAAGCCCUUGAGGUGAUUUUAAUGCAUAUCAAAGUUUGAGAAUGUUUCUUAAUAUUUUAAUGGCUUUUCUCUGGGAGAUUACUUCUUGCUUUGUAGUAAUAAUGAUAGCUACCAUUUUGGGGAACUCUCUUACGUGUUAGGUACUAUGCUAAAAAAUUACAUGUUUUUCAGUUAACUGUAGAUGUAGAACAACUCUGACGUAGGUAUUCCUACUUCCAUUUUACACAUGAAGGAACUGUGACAUGGUAAGUGGCAGAAAGUUGGACUUGAACAUAUCUGUUAAUCACUAUACCCUACUGCCUCUGAACUAGCGUUUAGAAUUGUACACAGUACUUUGGUUUUGAUAGACCAUGUUUUUGUUAAGGGCAAGAUAGUGUAUUCUAUCUCAUUUCCAAUCCAAUCCUUAAUGAAGUCCAUUGGUUUGUUGGUCUUUUUGCUGAAGUUGCACAGGCAAAGUUGCAGAGGGAGAGGACCUCUGUAAAGACUCCUAGGUCUUCUUGCUUUGUUGUAUUGAGAGCCUACCAGGCUUAAAGUAAAUUUUAAGUAUUUGAAGUUUUCUCCUUCCUGUGCAUUACCUUGUCUUCCACACACCAAAAACCUACCACUUUCUGUUUGCUUAUGUAGUCAUUUGAAUUCUUUCUGUAUUUUCUCCAUUGAUGUGAGUGAUUAACUAUUUGGACUAUCAUUGGAUCAUUGUAAACUGAAUAGAUUUUUCACUGCAAGACCCCUUUCUAAAUGAGCUAAAAAAAUGUUAAAUUUGAUUGGUGUGUUGAUUUUUUUGAGGUGGGGGAACUUAAUCUAGAAAAAUACCGGUUGUCUUUAGUUUCUUCCUAGUCUUUAAGCUUAGCUAACUGUGUUUAUCUUUGGAGGCUCAGGUCACACAUGACCUUUACCAGAGCUCUGUCCUCACCCACCUCAGGCUUCUGUAAAUAGCAAUGUUUCUGAUCCCAUCACUUCACUUUCUGUAUUUAAUUGUCUGUGGCUAUUUGGCCUAUUUGAUCGGAAGACCCAUGAGGUCAGGGAGGACCAGUUAGACAAUCAGUAGGCAUGUUGAUGUAAUAAAUAAAAGAAGAAAAAUAACAACUUUAAUCUGUGUUUGUAAAAAAUGGUACAUUGCUAAAAGGAAUUAUUUGUGAUCUUUUCCCAUAUAAUUUAAUAGGACUUAGAACAAAACCUCAAUACAAGACCCUAAAUUGUCCAAAUUAAUAAAUAGUGAUAUAUUGGUAUAUGAAAUAUAAAGAUUUUGCAGAAAGUGAAGCACUCCCAACUGUUCUUUGUUAUAUUUUGGCUUCUAUAAGGACUUUUUAUGACCAUAAAACUUCUUAGAUGAUUAACUGAUACAUGCUACAGGCUUAUAAGUAAAGGUAUUCUUUUGGUACGUGUUUAUGUGCAUAUUCGUGUUUUGGCCCACAUAAUAAGUACUAACCAUAUGAAUGGUUGUUUCUGUAGUUGGGCACCUAUCAGCAGAUCCUCCAUUUGGAUAAAGAGCAGUUUGGGCACUUUAAAAGCCAUUUUGAAAAAGGGCUGAAAAUUAGUUGAGUCUGAAAUUAAACUGUGGUUACCUGCCUGAAUAUCAGUAAUAGUGGCAUUUACCUUUUAUGGCUAUAUUUGCCAGCCCCUUGAAUUCCUUCACACACUUCCCAUGUACUUGUCACAUCAGUCCUCCAAGUCAGAUACUGUUAUUCCUAAUUUACACUGCGGGAAAUAGGCUCUGACUAGUUAGGUAAGUUGCCCAGGGUAAAGCCACUGGUACUGUUGGGAUUCAAACCCAAUUUUCCCCUGACCCAAAGCUCAUGGACUUUAUAUGGCAGCAGUAUCGACUGAUCUUCCAUGAUCAUAGAAGUUAUAGUAAGUAAACCUACUUUUUACAGCUGUCAGAAUAUGCUAGUAGAACUCCUUUCAUGAAUUGAAGAUGGGUUUCUAAUAGCCCCUGUGUUUUGUUUUUUUUUUUUUAACAUAAGAGAUGCUUGUUAUGAAAAGCUGCAAGACGGUAGUAUAUGAAGCCCAACACAACAAAAUCUGUAAUCUUCUCAUUCAGAAGUUAUCUCUGUACAUGGCAUUUUCUUCCAGUCUUUUAUUUAUUUAUUUAAAAUGAAUCUUUGGGGGACGUCUGGGUGGCUCAGUCGGUUGAGCAUCUGACUCUUGAUUUCAGCUCAGGUCGUGAUCUUGAGAUCCAUAGGAUCGAGCCCCGUGUUGCACUCUGUACUGACAGCGCACAGCCUACUUGGGAUUCUCUCUCUACUCUCUCUCUGCCCCACCCUCCCCCCAAAAUAAAUAAAUAAACUUAAAAAAAAAUUUUAAAAUAAAAAAUAAACUUCAUCUUUGGUGUAAAUAAGAUGUAAUACCCACAUAAGCUUGUAUCUUAGUUUAGUUUUGUGGGGUUUUGUUUUUGUUUUUGUUUUAACUUAAUGAGCUUUUUACCAUGGCCUUAGAAACUUUCUACUUUCUUGAUUUCUAGAAACUUUUUUAUUUUUAACUGGCUACAUUUUUUUUUUUAUUUUUUUAAAAUCUUUCUUUCUCUUUUUAGUAAUCUCUGCACCCAACCUGAGGCUCAAACUCAAGAUCCCAAGAUCAAGAGCCGCUCACUCUUCUGAUUGAGCCAGCCAGGCACCCCUUAACUGGCUAUAUUUUAGAAGAUAUUUUGAAUAAGCUUGAUUACUUGGAGUUUUCAUUUAAUGUUGGACAUGAGUGUAGUUGCCAGUUUCACCAUUAUAAAUGAUACUGUGAUGAACCAUGGCUUUAAAAGUUAACCUAAGCUCUGAAUGAUUAGAGCAACCAGUCUAAUUCUUUUUUUUAAGUUAUGUUUAAGACUUUUUAAUGAUUUGAAAUGUAGUGAUUUUAAUCGUAAUUUGACAAGUAUAUACAGUAUACAUGUAUUUGUGAUGCCUAGAAAAUUUACAUGAGAGUUUUUAAUAGAGAUUACCUCAGAGGGGAGAAAAGUACUUUUAACUUUAUUUUUAAAAAGAGAAAACUUCUUGUAUUUGAAUUUUGAAACUAUAAAUGUGUAUUGUUUAAAAAAAAAAUCAAGUCCUGGGGCACCUGGCUGGCUCAGUUGGUUGAGCAUCCAACACCCGCUCAGGUCGUGAUCUCAACAGUUUGUGAGUUUGAGCCCUGCAUCAGGCUUGCUGCUGUUAGCACAGAGCCUGUUUCAGAUAUUCUGUUCUCCUCUCUUCUGUCUCUUUCCCCGCUCCUGCUCACGCUCUCAUUUUAAAAAAUUAAAAAAUAAAUGUAAAAAAAUCAACUCCUUUGAAAAAUUAAGAUCUUGCUUCUAAACUAAAACCUAAUUUUUAGAUGUGUAAUAGGGUUUCUAUUGUGUUAAUAACAUUUUAAACCUCAGUGCUCUUGUUUUGGAGAAAGUUCCCUUCUCAUAGCUUAUUUUCCUACUGAAUUUUCAUUUCCUAUUUUAAAUUUAGGUCGUGGCACAGAUGUGAGUCUCAGCUUUUUAAAAAUACAAAAUGAAGCUGGUUUUUGCUUGACUGCACUCAUUGAUAAGUACUACAUGUGCAGUGUUUUCAGAAUUUAACAGCUUAAAAUAAAGAUGUUUCAAAUCAAGAUAGGAAAGCAGUAAGCAUCUUCCUGGUAUAUGCAACAGACUUAGAGGUGUUCUGGCUGCUAGCUUGUUUUAUAUUACUAUAUACUUUUUAAAACACAAGUUAAUUUUUUUACAUAGUAUGUAUUUUGUUGCUUUGUUACUCUUAGCAAAGGUAAUAUAAAAGAAACUGACUUGCUUAAAAUUUUGAAGACAAAAAAAAUCUGUGGUGUUUAUUCAAAUUUCAUUUUUUAACAAUAUUGGUUUCUUUAUCACAUUGGGUCUAAGCAUUUUUCCUGUCAUCAUGAGUGGCAUUUAUGUGCAUCUGUCUAUAAAUGUGUUAUCUAGGUUGUAGCAUGGAUGAGAGGGAUUACAUGAAUUGGGAGAGCAGUAACCAUAUUUCUUUCUGUUCAAGAAAUUAUAUAAGCAAGCAAAUGAAUGAGAGAAAAAGUCUUGAUUCCACUCUUUGAAUGAUGUAAAUUAUUCACAAACUUGUAAUAUUACUUGUGAUGUACUUCACAAUUUCAGAACACACUAGUACUGUAUUUUGUAAUAAGAGCUGUUGAAAAUUGCUUUCUUAACAUAAGUAACCUGUAUCCACUAUGAUUUGGUAUUACAUAGUAUGGAGUUUUUAUAUCAUCUUCUGUUGAAUUUUUCUGUUUGUAACUUAGGAAAAGCAGACUUUUUUCCUUAGUUUAAAAGUUUUUUAUUCAGGGGACGCCUGGCUGGCUCGGUUGGAAGAGCAUGCGACUCUAGAUCUUGGGGUCUUGAUUUCAAGCCUCAUGUUGGGUAUAGAGAUUACUUUAAAAAGUAAAUGAAAAACUUAAAACAUUUUUUAAAUUCAGAACAUGUCUAAUAAGUAUUCUUGUGUAAAUUUUAGAAAACAUUUUAGAAUAUGAAAAAUUUGGUUAUGAUGUUGGAUACAAAGAUGGUUCAUUUGAAAAGUUUUCCUUUAUUUGACCAUUCACAAUAAAUUUUACAGACCAUUCACAAUAAAUAAGUAAAUAAAAGACUGAGAGAGAAUCUUUGGGACUGUACAAAAGUAAGGAACAUCCAGGGAAGGUCAGGAAAUUCCUAGGUGAGGGACCAAGAUUCAGAACAGAAGACUUCUUUCUGCUUUGUAUCUUUUAUGCAGAAGAGCGAUAGCUGAGCCCCAGGGGAAUACAAACCUGCCAAAGCAGUAUACAGAGAUCUCAGGCUGAGAGUUCAAGAUAAAUUUAAAACGUAAGGGCUUAAGACUUGAAUUGGCCCAGAGCAUUUUACAGCUUAUAAAGCACUCUUACACAUUCUUGCUUGGUCUUCGAAACAACCCUUUAAAAAGAAUAGUUUCAGUUAUUGCUCUUGUUUUAUAGAUAGGGAAAGUGAAGUCAAAGAGAAGCUAAUUUAUCCUUUUCUCAGCACUGCUGUAACUUGAAUUGUUUAUCUAAGAUGUAUUCUGCUAUCCCAUGAUGUUUUAGCCUAAGGUGAUUCCUAGAAUACAAUCAAAUAUAGGUAAAGGAAGAAAAAGGUCACUGAGGAAAGAGAAGGUAGUGUCUAAGACAUAGGGAAAUCGAGUACAUUAACUGCGAGUUUCUAGAAUAGUGGUGGCAGCCCUGGGGUGGACCUUUUAUAGAAUCCUGCAGAGAUAUUGGAGGAAUUAAGGAGCUGAAGAAAUUCUUGAUGUCCUUGAAGAGUUAAGCUUUUAGAAGCGAUGGGUGGAAGGUUAGUUGAGGAGAGAAAUAAUUCUUUGAUUUUGAGCUUUCUCCUGAGAGGUCACUUGUCUGUGACAUUUAUUUUGGCUGUUAAUUAUACACUGGUAUGUAAUUAUUAUUAUAUGAGUUAAUUAUAAUUAAUAAUUGAUUGCAGCUCUUAGAGGUAAGGGAUGCCUUUUAUUUCUUUUAUAUCCUCCUCUGAACUCUUCUGCCAGUUACUUAGUCCCCCGAAGCCUUGUUAGAUCUAUACUUCAGAGGAAAGGAGAAGUGAGAGAAGACAUGGGUUUGAAUCACACCUCUGCUUUGUGACACUGGAUUUAAACAGUCAAGUUAAACUGGGAAAUCAUGGCAGAAGGUGGAUUCGAUCCCUGUGAAUGUGUUUGCUCUCAUGAACAUGCGAUGAGAAGGCUGAUCAAUCUGUUGAGGCAGUCCCAGUCCUACUGCACAGACACAGAAUGUCUUCAAGAAUUGCCAGGACCUUCUGGUGAUAAUGGCAUCAGUAUUACCAUGAUCUUGAUGGCCUGGAUGGUUAUUGCAGUGAUUUUGUUUCUACUGAGACCUCCUAAUCUAAGAGGAUCCAAUCUUACUGGAAAGCCAACCAGUCCUCAUAAUGGACAAGAUCCACCAGCCCCUCCUGUGGACUAACUUUGUGAUAUGGGAAGUGAAAAUAGUUAACACCUUGCACGACCAAAUGAACGAAGAUGACCAGAGUACUCUUAACCCCGUUAGAACUGUUUUUCCUUUUGCAUCUGCAAUAUGGGAUGGUAUUGUUUUCAUGAGCCUCUAGAAAUUUCACUUGCAAGCUUAUUUUUGCUUCCUGUGUUAUCACCAUUCCUUUUUACAGCAUAUUUGAGUAAAUGAUUAUAUUAAAAAAAGUUACAUGGGCUUUUUUGGUUAUCCUACACUUAAACAUUCCACUCAUUCUGUUUGUAACUGUGAUCAUAAUUUUUGUGAUGAUUUCUGGCCUGAUUGAAGGAAAUUUGAGAUCUCUGCAUUUAAAUAUUUUAAACAGUUUUGAUAGGUUUUAAAAUUGCUUUUUUUUUUCAUUAGGUAUUUAUAAAGUUACUUGGGGUUGUCUGAGAUUGUAUGAAAAAAAAUUAGAACCACACUGUAUUUACAUUUACCUUGAUUUGCGGGUGGCAGUUAUCUCUAGUUCUUGGGACUGUGGCAGCCUUUGGAAUAUUUUACAAUUCUGUGUCAUCCACUACAACUGGCUUAUAUGGCUAGAAAAGGUAGGGAGAAGAAAUGAAAUAGUUGUUUACUAAGUUUUUUAUUCCCGUAAAAAUGUCUAAUAUUAGGAGAACUUAAACAUGAUUUAAAUAUGGUGGAUGAUUUACAGUCCAUUAUAGCCUUACAAGGUUUGUGAAAGGAGGAAAAAAGUUAAUUCUUUCUGCCUUUGCCAAGUAUAUUCUAUACAGUAAUAAUUUAAGCUAUAAUUUAUUUGUUAAAUGGGUGCCUCUCAGGAACCUUGUUUUCUGUUCUAACACUUCCCUGUUAAAUGGAACUAUCUUAAAGCUGUAUUGGGGACCUAUUUGGUUACUGAUAUUUGAAUGCUCUUUACUUAUUUAGUCUAUUUUUUCUGUGAGGAAAAAAUUGAAUCUUUUAUUAUCCUUCUUACUUUAAAAUAUAUUUGAUGAAUUCUUAGUUUACUCCAAGGGAGAAGGAGGAAAAUGAAAAAGCAAUCAAGGAUCUUUUUCUCACCCCUUAUCUCAUUCUUGUUUAGUAAUAAGAUGGAUUGGGUGAGGAGGAGCAUUAAUAUAAGUAAAAUUUUGAAAUGUAUGAAAAGUAAAAGGUUGCAUUGUUUUGCUCAGUUUGAAAGAAAAUACAAAUGGCAUAAAAACGAAGUCUGCAUGACCUAUGUGGUUAUGGAAUUUUUUCUUAGCAAGUGAUUACAGAUGGUUUAUGGGGGCUAGAAGAUAUUUUGCUAUCAAUGUAAGGAUUUUUCCCCCAGAUGAGUCUAGCUUUUCACUGUAUUGAUCUGAGAAAUUACUUGUAUGAAUUAAUAAACUUCUCUAUAUCAUUGUACUGUUUAAUAGAGUCUCUGAUACAAUUGUGUGAUGCUCAUAGGGUAUUUUCCCCCCUUUAUUAUGAUUACAUUUUAGGCCAUAAACAUUUUAAGGGCUUCAUUCAUUAUAUAAUCCAAUGUUGACUGCUUGCAUUCCUUUUGUGCAUCUUGGCUUUGUGCUUAAUUUCUUGACAUAAUAUAACCUACUCAAUUACUUUAUGCUAAUUGAAGGGUAUCAUAACACAGGUAAGUCAAAUCUUGGAUAAUUGAGCACCAGAGGUUUAAAGUUCUUCCUCUUGCUGGGCCUAGAAACCUUCCCAGCUUUAUAGCUGUUAGAGUAUUUAAUGCAGAAAGGGCAGGAAUGGCAUAGGAUGGAGCUAAAUCUCUGUAAGCAUUCCUUUUUCUGCCCUUGCCCCCUAGACUUUGAAGGCUUACACAUAUAUCCUAACAGUCUUUUCUCUAAGCUGCUAGAAAGCCAAUCUUUGGCAGAGAUACUGAUGUAUUUACUGAAUCUGUGGCUCACAAAUAAUUGAGAAUUGGCUUUGGUUGAAGCCAACUGGCCUAGACCUGGGAACAGAAUGUCUAGUGUUAGCUAGAGACCUGCAAAUCUAGAUUCUUAUUCCUGGUUCUUCAUUUCUGUUAUGUACACUUAAUUGAUAGUACAUCUAGAAUAUUAACCUUUUCUAUAUGGACCAUCUAUUUAAUUAGCAACAAAGCUCCUAGAGAAGUAGUUUUGUUUUUUUUGCUUAUAAAAUUUCUCCAUAUUCCUGAGAAAGACCAUGUACUACUGCAUAUAAAGUAUUCCUGUUAACCUAACUAGUAAUUUAUAUUAUUCUAUUUAAUUCUUAAACUUCUACAUGUGGCCUUCUUAUUGAGCACACUCUUAGUCAUUACUUGGCUUGUAAACAUUCACCUGAACUGUGGCUACAAUCAUUUUUAAAUAAUCUGGAAAAAAGAAAGCUAAAGCUUCACAUUUUAAUUUUUGGCUCUUAAAUAUUCCACAACUAACAUUAAGUUAAUUUUAUUUAAGAGUGAUUUGAUGUACCUUAUGCAAAGUAAUGUUUUCUUUCCAUAUGGAAAAAGUUAACAUUGGAACUGUGUAUAGUAAAAGAUUUUAUCAUGUAUCUAUCCAAGCACUAUCCCAUAGCCAGCAGGUCAUAUUUUAAACUUGCAGAGAUUUUCCAAAGUAACUGUUAGGUUCAGCUAUUCCAUGGUUACUUUUAGUGUCAUUGUGUGGUAUGUGAUGUGGUAGUAUUUAUAGAAUUACUGAAUUUUUAUAUUUUCAAAGAAACCUUGGAAAUUUAUCACUCUGAAUUAAAGUCUGUCACUCUAAAUAAACAUGUGCUAAAAUUGGACCAGCGCAUCAGCUUACGACACAAAAUAGCAACUUGAAGGAGAAAUGAAGCGUUUACACAUAAUGGAUUAAAUUUUUGUUGUUGCAAUAGUAGGUUUAGUCUUAACAUAAUAUUUCUAAAUGAAAAAUCAUAUGUAUUUGUUACCAUGUCUGAUGAUUGCUUUGUUAAAAGCAAAAGUGGUCAUGUGAUGUACUAAAUAUUAAUUGCUGUUUUUAAAUGUUUAAAUCAUGCCAAACAAAUCAUGUCUGUGCCAUCCAGGGUUUAUUGUAAUCUUUUACUGAGUACUUGGACUGGGAUAAAGGGCUUGUACUAUGCACUUUUUAUUAAUGAAUAAAUAGAAAACGUUAGUAACGCAUUGUUUUCUGUUUGGCUUUUGUGGGAAUUGAAGCAAACAUCUUUUGCUUAGUAAAAUGUUAACAUUCUUUAUUAAACAAUUUCUUUGUAAGACUAUUUACUCCUAACUAAAGACAUUCCAUAGAGAAAUGGAAUUUUCAAGGAAAACAUUUCUAUAAUAGCAGUAGGGCCAGUAUUCAGAAGUAGAGAUUCUGAGAAAUCUUUAGGAAAUUAGAUUACAAUUACAUUUCUUUAGUUACUGUUUUUCAAAUUUCUUCUAGGAUACAGGGUUGAUAGACAUUUGCUUUGAGGGAAUAAUAUCCAAUAGUAUUAAUUAUUUGAGCAGACAGAUGUUACUUAAAAGGAGCUAGACAUGUAACUGUACUGAACACAUGCCAAAGUAAGAAUUUGCUUUUGUCCUGUGACCUGGAAUGCAUCCAGAUAACUAGGAUUGUUAAUCCCCAUAUACAUGUUAAAAUUUUUUUUAGACAAUUUUACAAUUUUUUAAGCAAUUUUACAAUUGCUCUGGGCAUGGUUAUGGUAUCAGUGUCUUUGUGAUAUUUAAGUGUUCUUUAAAACAGCAAAAUUUGUGAAAUACAUAAUUUCCUGAAGGCAGUUAAUGAUUUCAAUCUCAAGUUUGUCAUACAUAUGUCAGUAGAUCUCUGAACCCCUGUAAUGAUAAGUUUUCAUUAAAUGGUUCUGCAGUAUUAGUUUUCCUCUUAGAAAGUGGAAUUCUAAUAAGUUUUUUCUUCCUGCCAUUUCAUCUGAUAGUUUUCUCAGCUCCAAAUCUCAGUUUAUAGAGUUGGUUUUUCUCCCCACCAAAAAGUUCCAUAAACACCAACUGUGAUUAUCUAUCAUGCUCAGAUUUUUAAAAAUUGGAGUUAUCAAGGUGAUCUUUUCCCAUGGGAAACUUAACUUUGCAUAUCUUUUCUCAAACAAAUGGACUAUGUUGGUUCAGUAAACAUUUCAACAAGCAUUUAUAUUUGUUAAUUGCUAAACUGUUUCUGCUUUAAAAUGGGUGUUAUUCAAAAUUAGAUUACGGAAACCAUUUUAAAUCAUCAGAUGCCAAAUUAAUAACGUCUAUUGAAAGGGAGGUGGAAGAUGUCUGGGAAGCAGGGAAUAUGUACGGGUAAAGAAUAAUAUGUGUAAUUUUAAGAAUAAGGCAACUUUCAUAUCAAAAAAGAAUAUUCCCUUAUACAAAACUCUUCUUGUUUCUAGGAAAUUUGGGAAUGAGAAAAAAAUAUUUACAAUCCCUGCAAUACCAGAGGUCUUACCUCUUAAAAAUCUGGUUCCUAUAUUCUCAUAACUCAGACACACAGAUUAUGUCUUGAUGAUUAAUGAAUUUGAAUUGCAUUGUUUGUGAAGAACUGAGCAAAAUUAAAGAGCACAAAUACUACAUAGCAAGUUCAGCAUUAUAGAAUAAGUCUCCUAUGUUGUUUUUAAAUGAAUCUGUUAUAUAGUUACUCAUUAAUUCAGUGCUAAAGGAAGAGGCACUGUACAUUCAAAAGGCAUUACAGACCCUGGCCUGAAUGCAGCUCUCCCUGACAACUAAGUAGUAUAGAAACAUUAAACUUUGGAAGUCUGGAUGUUUUAAAGGUGAUUCCUUAACAAUUAAUACAGCAAGUAAAAUUUUGUGGUUACAACAUAUAGAACAAAUACAAAUCUGACACCAGAGCCUACACUACCAACACAUGGAUUAAGAUUUACGUCCUUGUGGGUGUCAGUUAAGCGUCCAAUUCUUGAUUUUGGCUCAGGUCAUGAUCUCAUGGUUCAUGGGUUCAAGCCCCAUGUCUGGCUCUGCACUGACAGUGCAGAGUCAGCUUGGGAUUCUCUCUGUCCCUUCCUCUCCCUCUCCUUCUCUCUCUGAAAUAAAUAUUAAAAAAGGAUUUAUAUCCUUGCAAAUUUGCUUAGCCUUCAAUUUUAAUCUAACAACCUUUUCUUUAAAAUUACAUUUUACUCUAUUUUGUUUUACAUUAUACCUCUGUCAACAUCCUAUUUCCCAGAGAGUUUCACCAGCAACAGCCUACUGAAAGCUGAUGUUCUCAGGCUUCAAGCAUGAUUCUGUUAGCCAAAGUUCAAUGAGAAAAUACAAGGCUUAAGGAAGUAUUGGACUAAAUAAAGUAUAAUUGAAAAUUAUAUUUUCUCCAUUGAAGGGGUAGUAAUUUUCUCUCUACAACAUCAAAGGUAUUCUUUUCAUUGUGUUGCAAUAUUUAAGAAAUCAGAGUCAAAUAGGUAUAAACUAGCAACAGUUAAGGUUGAAUAAUUGUAGUAAUAUCCUUGUAAUAAAAAUAAUCAUAAUAAUCUUGUAAUAAAUUCUGAUGCUAAUCUAUGAAAGUAUCAAAGAUAUUAAAAGGGUGUUUUUGUUGAAGAAAGCUGUUUUUUAUCAUUCUGUAAUUUUUGUCCAAUUCUCAAACUUCUAUUUUAAUUGUAGUGAUUGUCUCAUGCAAUAAAAAUAUUUAGUAUUGCCAAUAGUGUUUUAGCCUUGGGAAAAAAGUACUCAAGUAGCUUUGUGUGAGCUUGGCUUAAUGCUAAGGUAAACAAUUCAUUCAGAUUUUUAGUUUUUCUCACAAUUAAAAGAUAGCAUAUAGCUUAUAGUAGUGAUUCCCAAACUUUCUGGCUUGGGAGCCCCAAAGAACUUUUGUUUAUAUUAUGCAUUAUAUCUAUCAAUAUAUAUACUGUGUCCAAAAUUAUAACAGAACAUUUAAAAGUAUUAAGUAUUUUAAAAUAAUAAACCCAAUACAUAUUAAUAAAAAAAUUUUUAUGAAAAAAUAACCAUUUUCCAAAAUGAAAAUUUAGUGAGAAGAGUGGCACUGUUUUACAUUUUUGCAAAACUCUUUGAUAGCUAGCUUAGAAGAGAGCUGGCUUUUUAUUUCUACUUCUACAUUCAGUAUGUUACAUGUUCCCUUCUCAUGAAACUGUGUGAAUGUUAGUUUUUGAUAACUAAAUGACUACUGGUAUUUUGAGCAGCCUAUAUACCUUGACUAAGGAAAACAAGUUAUGUGAACCUUGGGGAGCCCACUUAAUUCGGAGCACCACUUUCCUCAUUUACUUAUCAAAUAUGAUACCUACCACUUUACAGACAACUGAAGUGAAGAGCAAAUGAAAUGUGUGUAAAAAUGCUUUGUAAAGUCCUAAAUAAAUAUUGUUACAUAAAGGCUC